Molecule: messenger RNA, 3566 nt
Organism: Dreissena polymorpha
Lineage: Eukaryota; Metazoa; Mollusca; Bivalvia; Myida; Dreissenidae
Product: baculoviral IAP repeat-containing protein 3-like
Exons: 10
Coding region: 475-1815 (446 amino acids)
Biological process (GO): regulation of cell cycle
Cellular component (GO): cytoplasm; nucleus; spindle microtubule
Source: RefSeq, a predicted model, not a curated record
AAUUCACCCAAUUAUGUGUUAUUCAUACGGGUAUUUUAAGGUUUUUUGUAUUCGGUUGACGACAGAAUGAUUAACGAAAGUGUGAUUAGUGUGCUGUUGUCGUAACGUACAAGCUUAGUGGCUAAACCAAGCGAAACGAUGCUGUUUUAACUAAAGAUUUACUUUCGAUGAAUACUACUUUCAGGAGAGAUUUAUCUUGGAAACAAAGGUUAUCACAAAACUGAAAAGUCAAACAUCUUUUGUGUUUACGUUGUCUAAAAAAACAAUGCCGUUGAACUCGUUGUUGCCACAAAGGUUCUGAAGAAGAUAGUGGGUUGAUUGCCGACAACCGACGGGGUAUAUAGGAAUUAAGCCGUCUUUAAAAAUUGACGUUCAUUGUGGACUCAUCGACGUAACAUGAUAUAUUGAUUGUGUCAAAUUAAAGCGAACAAUUGCGAGAUAUAUCGAUAUAUAGUAUUUCAGUAGAAACCCUCCAUGGAAUCAGAUAAAGCAAUACUUGCUCCAUCUGGGUCCAGAUUUUCGUCACGUAGGGCGGGUAUACCAAAUCAAGGAUUUACGAUAUCGAACCCAUCAAUCGAAUGUGCUUCCAGUUCCUGUUACUCCAGUUAUUCAACAGUUAACAAUGUUGCCAGUAGCCAAUCAGCAGCAAGGUUCUCUCACAAUGCUCAGUCAAUGAACCCAAGGACUACAGGUGGGUAUAUGCCAGCAUGUUUUACCAACCGCACCUUUCAAGACACGCAAUCAAGGCAAAAUGUACCUGUUGCAAUGGUACUGGAACCUCCAAGGUAUCCUAGAUACAGCACGGAGGAGAGCAGGAUGCAGUCAUAUUUGUCCUGGUUUCACACAACCCCGACUGCUGAGGAAUGUGCCAUCGCUGGAUUCUUUUAUACAGGAAAAUGUGACCUUAUUAGAUGCUUCCAUUGCGGAAUAGGGCUUAAAGACUUUAGCGCGGCGGAUAACCCAUUGGUUGAACACAUUAAGAACGCAAAGACAUGUCCGUAUUUAGAGGCUUUGCUUGGUCCAAAAGCGGACGAAAUCGGUGCGAUUAGGCCAGACAAUGGCCAUCAACGCCACCCAGAGGGAAUCGGCAAUCAAGUCGAAAAAUAUCCCCAGUACAGGACCCUGGAAUCCCGCCUGUUGACGUUCGAAAAUAACAACUUCCGUUGUACUAAAACUCCACAGGAACUAGCGGAAACUGGACUUUUCUACACAGGCGUUGGAGACGAGGUUCGCUGUUUUUCCUGUGGCGGUGGACUACAAAACUGGGAUGAAAGUGAUGACCCCUGGACCGAGCACUACAAGUGGUUCCCGCAUUGUGAAUAUGCAGUUAUAGUUAACGGGAAAACUGUCCUCGACAGAGAGAAGCGAAAUACAAAUGCAGCAAUUACAAUGCUGAAUACAACCAGCGGACCACCGGCAAGUCCUAACGCAAUCAACAGUGUUUUUGACCUUACAUCGCUGAAAACAUCUUGCACAGAAAUGGGCUUUUCCGCAGACCUGUUCGACACAUCCGUAGAACGCUUAAACCUGGACGGUAACCACUGCCCUACCAUUGAUGAUAUAAUAAAUGGAAUAGAUCAGAUUCAGAAAGACAUUGAAGAAACAUCAUGUCGAAUUAUGUCAGAUACAUUUGUCGAAGAAAAUAAACGCUUACAAAGCAUGUUGACUUGCGACAGAUGCAAAACAAACCAAUCAAACGCGUUGUUUCUGCCGUGCGCGCAUCACGUGAUGUGUAUCGAUUGUGCACGUGACUUGACGUUGUGUCCUGUUUGCAACUGCAAAGUUGAUGAGACAAUCCGGACUUUCAUGAGUUAACUGUUGGCGUUCUUUGAAGUUCAUGUCGGUGGUAGAUCUGCCGGCCCAGAAGGCACAUCGGGAUUUAGGGAAGAUGCUUGUUGCAAAGGUCGGAAGUCGGUUCAGGAGCAAAGACCCUCCAACCAUGCUCAGCAGAGAGUUGCCUCUGUAGUUGUUACAGUAACUCCGGUCAUUCUUGUUCUUGUAUAUAGUGACUAUGGUGGCAUCUCGCAUGUAUUUUGGUACUGCGCCUUUCUCCCAGCACAAGAGCAGAAGAUCAUGCAGUGGCUGGAGUAGGGUGGUCUUAUCGCAUUAAGUGGUAUGAGAUGAAAUGCCGUCACUUCUUGGGUUUUUGCCACAGCUCAGCGAGUCGAAGGAUUUCGCAAUUGUUUCGACAUUUGGCAAGGCAUCAAGCUCUUCCGUUACAGUCAGGUCAUUGGUUGCUUCGAUUGCGGUCUCACUGACAGCAGUAACUGUGUUUUGUUUGUGUUAAAGUUACGAUUACAUGACCAAUUUCUACAAAACCGGCAAAAUGAGCUAAAUAAUUCGUCCAGAGCUAAGUCUUAUGUAACUACUGUGGUAUUAAAAAGCAACCUUAUCUAAAAGGUUUAAAACAAAAAAAGCUUAAAACUGUCUUAAGCAGACUUUGUGUAUCUUUACAUAGACUGCAUGUUCAAAACCUUCUCCAAUUUCGUAUGAAGAGAGACAUGGUAAUAGUUGUUAUAUGCUCGAAGAUGAGAAUCACUUUGCAAUUGAAUGUAAACUAUAUACAGAAAUAAGAACCUUGUAUAUUGAUUAUUAUUAUUUGAAAAAGCAAAAUAUGUUGAAAUUUGUUGAAUUAUUAAAUUCGAAAAUGUUCGAACCAAUAACAAUCUUGCAUUACAUGUGAACAAAGAAUUUUAACUACGAACCGUCUCUAUGCUGACUUGACUCGGGUUGAUAUUGGCAUUUAACUGUUAAAUGAAAGUAAAACCAUAUAUAAGUUUGCGACUUACAGCAUAUUCAUUGGGCUUCUUAUUUCUUGAUUGAAAUGAAGAGAUAAGACGCUACUCUGUAAUUUUCUAGAAGAAGAUUAGUUGAGUCCAAUUUUAUAUAUACUAUUAAACGAAUGAAAGAAUUUAACCAUUUUGAAGAAUGUCUGACUGCAGAUUUUGAGGGAUUCAUAACUUAAGAAAUGUAAUUACGAAAUAAAUCGCCCUAUGUACAUUUCAGACAUAGAAAUAGGAACUCGUGACUUCCAUAACCCAAUCGAACUCGAGCAAAAUGUGUACUAAUGUUCCAUAUCAAUGUGCAUAUAAAUAUUCAAGAUACCGUUAUCGUCUGUAUAUAAUGUUAAACCGCUGGGUUAGGGAGAUUAAAUGAAGGGUUUCAAUGUGCUUGCAAAGUUAUCGAACCUCUAGAAUUUGCACUGGGCUUCUUUAUUUAUUAAUACUUAAUUCUAAGUGACAAAUACUUUUGGAAAACUCCAUUUUAAUAGAAACUGUUGCAUCCUUCAAUGAUUGAUGUUGUAACAAAAUCAAUAUUAAAAGCAAACAGCAAACUUAAAUGAUAUAAUAUCAUUGCUCUGUUAUAUUGAUCGUUUUAUUAAAAAACAAAUCCGGACCGGAUUUAGAACAUUAGAAAGAGCAUUUAAACACGUUGUUUAAAAUAUAUUCAUGAAAAUCUAUAAUUAUGAAGUCAUUAAAUAUGACCAAAUAAUGGUCAGGUACAUGCAAUGGAAUUGUAAUUUGGAAAACAAAUACAAUGAAUACCAGGGGUACGCAAGAAUUAGU